Molecule: messenger RNA, 984 nt
Organism: Nakaseomyces glabratus
Lineage: Eukaryota; Fungi; Ascomycota; Saccharomycetes; Saccharomycetales; Saccharomycetaceae
Gene: ENV9
Product: Env9p
Source: RefSeq, a predicted model, not a curated record
AUGACUUGGGAUCCGAGCGAGUUACCGUAUUACAAUCCGCAAGUGGAUGACCGGGUGGCAGUAGUCACCGGAGGGAACAGUGGUAUAGGGUGGUUUACGGUGUUGCACCUGUACAUGCAUGGGUUUAGAGUGUAUGUGUGUGGUCGAAACUCGCACAAAGUUAGCAGGGCCAUGGACGAUAUUAUUGAGGAAGCUGUGCGCAGACAUAAUCUAUACCUGAAAGGGCUGCAUGAUCAGAAGCCCACUAGAUACCUGGGCAGUUUACAAUAUUUACACACCGAUUUGACUGAUUUGAAAUGCGUGGACCGCGCUGCCGCUAAAAUACUCAGAAUGGAAAACCAUCUAGACGUGCUGGUGAAUAAUGCUGGGGUUAUGGCGGUACCGUAUGAGAUAACCAAGGACGGUUUUGAAAUACAGAUGCAGACGAAUUACAUUGCCCAUUUCUUGCUGACAAUGAGAUUACUCCCGUUGCUGCGUUGCAGUCAUGGUCGUGUAGUAACGCUGUCAUCGCUAGGCCACCACAUUAUAUUCAAAUAUAGCAAACUGGAUGAAACUUGGAACUAUUUCCCAAAUUUCGUAUUCACUUGGUUCCGUUAUGCAAUGACUAAAGUGGCCUCUAUACAAUACACAAAAAUGCUGGCGAUCAAGAACCCCGACAUUCUAUUUGUCAGUGUACACCCUGGAUUGGUAAUGAACACAAAUUUAUUCAGUUUCUGGACAAGAUUACCUCUGGUAGGCAUUUUUUUCUGGCUGCUAUUCCAAGUAGUCGGAUUUAUGUUUGGUGUGUCGAAUGAGCAAGGGGCAUACUCUACAUUGAGAUGCUCACUCUCUCAGGAAUUAACAACAACAAACGAUAAUGGCAAGUAUUUCACCACUGGUGGGAAAGAAUCACGAAGUAGCUACGUGGCAAAUAAUCUUGAUGACGCAGCAUCAACCUGGAUAUGGACAAUGAAGCAGUUAAGAAAUCGAGGAUUCGAUAUAUAA